GCACGAGUCUCAAAUGCAGAGGAGAUCGUGAAGACGUACAGUAGAUGAAAUUCAGCACCUCCCAGCAAUGCUAUCCCACUGGACUUAACUGCAGAGUGACGGCAGGAAUUCCCAGAAAUACUGAAAAAUCUCCUCCAGGUUACCAGUCAUCAUGUCUGCAGAAUCGGCCUCCUCCCCAGGUGGACCCAAUGGUAUCAUUAGAAGCCAGUCCUUCGCCGGCUUCAGUGCACAGCAGGAGAGGAGGGGCAGGAGUCACUCCUUCAUUGGAAAUAACGGAAUCCUCAAAAAACCACAGGGGAAAUUAAAGAAAAUGAAUGUUUCGGUUCAUAAGAACAACACCACACCCAAGGACGUACAACCAAAGCGAAUGGAUGAAAUGUAUGAGGCACUGAAGAAGGGAUUAACUGAGUACCUGGAAGUGCACCAGACUGAGCUGGACAAGCUCACUACUCAGAUGAAGGACAUGAAACGCAACUCCAGACUGGGAGUUUUGUAUGAACUUGACAAGCAAAUCAAAGCUAUAGAGAGAUACGUGAGAAGACUGGAGUUCCACAUCAGUAAGGUGGAUGAGUUGUAUGAGACGUUUUGCAUCCAGAAAAGACUCCGAGAUGGAGCCUCCAAAAUGAAACAGGCCUUUGAAAUGUCGCCUUCUUCUAAAGGUGCCCGAGAAAGUCUGACAGAAAUAAACAGGAGUUACAAGGAAAACACAGAGGCCCUGUGCUCGCUGGAGGUGGAGAUUGGAAACCUGCUUGGAGAAUUUCACAUUAAGAUGAAAGGUUUAGCCGGUUUUGCCCGCCUUUGUCCUGGCGAUCAAUAUGAGAUCUUUAUGCGUUAUGGUCGUCAAAGGUGGAAAUUAAAAGGCAGAAUAGAAAUCAAUGACCGGCAAAGCUGGGAUGGAGAAGAAAUGAUCUUCUUGCCUCUGAUUAAUGAAUUAUUCUCAAUUAAGGUGUCAGAAUUGAAGGGUCUGGCAACUCAUCUCCUGGUCGGCAGUGUCACUUGUGAAACAAAAGACCUAUUCACAGCCCAACCUCAAAUGGUUGCCGUCGACAUCAAUGACCUUGGAACUGUGAAGCUAAACCUGGAGGUGACGUGGUAUCCAUUUGAUAAAGAAGACCUGACCCCAUCCACUGGCAAUCUGCACAAAGCUACCAGUAUACAGAGGCGCAGUUCCAUAUAUAGCCAAAGCACGCCAGAAACACCCACCUUUGAAGACUUCUCCUUCUUUUCUUCACAGCUUGAAAAUGGUACCUUUGAUGAAGGGAACUUGACUGGUGAAAACUCCAUCUCUCUUAAAGACUGUUGUCUUGCAAAUAGCAACUGUGACAAUCAGCCCAAACUGGCAUCCACUAGUCGAGUCUACUCUAACCCUGAAAUUAUUUUGAUUUCACCGGAUACUCAAGAUGAAGACUCAGAAUCUCAGUCACCAGCAGCACAGAUAGAUGGUGACUCAGCAGCUACAGAUACAAUAGAGAGAAUUGGUGAUUCGCCUUCAGCUGAAUCAGUGCCAGUAGAAGAGAUCAAAGACACUGGGGAUAUGUCACCUCUGCAAAUGAAACACCACCAACCACUGUCAGACCAUGACGGUGAUAUAUUUUUAGAACCUAAUGUCACAGUGGCAAUCCUUCAAGAUUCAGAUGAAAUGUCUGAUCUAAAGCCAGUGGAACUGGAUCCCUAUGAAGGUAAUCUAACCAAGCAACUGGUGAAGAGGUUGACUUCAGCAGAAAUGGGGCUAGCUUCUGAGGGGCAGGACUCCGAAUGCUUCAUCUCCAGUGAUUAUGCAGGAAUGCAGUCCACCUCAGGGAUGAGUCUGGAGGAAGCUCUACAAGGUCUUCUUCUUUCACUGGAACCGCACAAAGAGCAAUAUAAAGAACUUCUGGAUUUAGAUCAAGAAGUCAUACGAAUUGAGGACCUGCUGAAGUGCAAGCCAAGUGCUACUCAAAGCAGAGUGUCCAGUGUGAGUCUCACAGUUGAAAGUGCCCUGGAAAGCUUUGAUUUCCUGAACACCUCAGACCUGGAGGAUGAUGGCGGCGGUGAAGAAGCUGAUGGAUCUGAAUGCUCCGAGGUUGAGCCUCAGAAGAACACUGUGCCAGUGCACCCGGAAGCCAGAGGUCACCUCAGUGAGGCGUUGACAGAAGACACUGGAGUUGGCACUAGUGUUGCAGGAAGUCCAUUACCACUGACCACGGGCAAUGAAUCUCUUGAUCUGGUUAUCAUUAAGCACCUACAGCACUCUGAACAUCUGUUCCAGCAACUUCUAUCAUUUGAAGAAUAUCCAGUCAUUCGGGAUAGUCUCCUGGAAAAGAUUUCUCAACAGACCUGUGUGCUAGAAAACUUGAUUGAGCUCAGCAUGGAGAAGAUGGGGAGCAGUGAUCCUGUUUUAGAAGUUCCUCCACUCCUACAGAGACACCUGGAAUUGAAGUGCACCUGGUUGGAGAGUUCCUGCACCGGAAAUGCAUUUUAUGUGCCAGUGGACAGACUGAUGAAACAAAUCAGAAUCCAUUUUGGUGAAAAUGCAGACAAGACAAGUCCUGGUCAUUGUGAAACAGCUGUUCAGAUACUCAUGAAUCAGAUCCUAGAUAAACCUGAGAUGUUUCCUGGCCCUGGUGUGGAAGAGGUGAUAACCAUCUGGGAGUUUUUCAACUACCUGAGAAGCCUCAACACAUCUGACCUCAGAAGUCACCUGACACGACUGGCAAAUGAAGUCUCAAUACUGCGGACUCUUCAGUCCUUGCAGCCAGAAAAGAAGUUAGAGAUGUUGAAAGAACAGCCACUGGAGAACCUUCAACCUUUAGAGGAGACAUUAAAGAUGAUAGCUCUCCUUCUGUUGGAAGCCAACAGUGACCUGGUACACGCCACGACUUCCUACCUUGCCACAGCUUCAAAGGACAAGACCUUCAGAGAAAAGGCUUUGCUUUACUACACCAAGGCUCUCAUUCAACCCAAUGUCAAAUUCCAGAGGGCAGCUUGUGCAGCACUGAAAUGCAUCAACGCUUGUGAAAGUAUUGAUGUCCUGGUGGGUCUGUGCCAAUCAGAGAGAGAGGUUCUACGACAAGCGGCUGCUGAAUCACUACUCUCACUUGGGGAAGAAGGUCGCCUGGCUUACGAGCAACUGGAUAAAGUCCCUCAUGAAAUAGUGCGUCUUGCAGGAAGGCGAGGAAAUGCUGUUAGUACUGCCUUCUGAAGCAAAACUCUGCAACACACCACAGUAUUAAGGACUCCUCAGACUGAUGCUAGCUCUCAUGUCUGUCCUGAGCUGAACACUGUGGCAUGGUGGAGAAUGCAGGAGAUGUAGGACACACCCUGAACCAGGCAGAAAUCAUCCUCAGACCACAUCCCACCAACCAAAGAGCAAGCAAACAAAUCAACAAUAGAGUCAUUUUAUUCAAAUAUUUUUGUUACCAAAAUUAUUCAUAUUCUAUUGCAAUCACUUUAUUCCGUGUUAAUUUAUUUUGAGUCAAUUGAAAUGUUUUUAACUACUGAAUUUCUUGUUCACUUUUUAUUUUCGAGAUCACACUGGUUAUGUUUUGCUUUUUUAUUUGCACAUUUUAAAGAUUGAAUAUCAGGAUAUACAUUGUACAUAUUGCAACUCUAGUUUAGGUAGUCUUCCUUUUCUAUUUGCUUUCUGGCAUCCCAUUGAGGCAACAGGUGAAACAAGAGCCAAACAAACACGGGGAGUGCCUGGUCCAAUAGGGAUUAGUCCUUUGAAGUUACAUCUAUGGUAGAUGCAGUGAUUCAGCUUUUAGAAAUUAGAAGCAAAGUAUCUUCUGCAGGAUGUGACAGUCACUGUGUGUAUUUAUGGACAUUUCUCUAUUUGCAGGUUUAAAAUAACUAUCCUGCAGGCUAUGAUCUCUCCACCAGCCAAACUACACAUGGAGCUGGGAGGCUGAGAGUUAUUCUUCAGCAGUGACGGUGUGAGAUCGAAUUCUAAUGUUAUGAUGCAGGGUUAUCUGUGGAAUAUCAAAUUGACUGUAAACUGAGGACUGCAUUGUUGAUGAAUGGGAACAGUGGCUAGAGGGGAGUUGCCACUACUCGAAUAAUGUAUUGUAUAAUUAAGUAAGCUGAUUUAAAAUUGAUUUCUUUUCUUUGUCUUUUGGAAGUAUAAGCAGGACAUUUUUUGUUUACCU
Mobula hypostoma (lesser devil ray) is the source of this 4124-nucleotide messenger RNA. RefSeq names its product RHO family interacting cell polarization regulator 2 (gene ripor2). Bases 152 to 3181 code for a protein of 1009 amino acids. The transcript has 23 exons. NCBI's taxonomy places the organism in Eukaryota, Metazoa, Chordata, Chondrichthyes, Myliobatiformes, Myliobatidae. The record is from RefSeq and is a predicted model, not a curated record.